AGUCUACUGGUCUCAUCAGUGAAAGGCUUGUGAAAAUUUCUGGAAAGAGCAUUGGCUGGCUUGUUCAUCUCUCUGUUUGGUCAGUUGCUGUGUUUCUGCCGGAUCAGAUGAGCAGAUUGGUUAGUGAAGGUCAGUGUGAGAAGAAGAUUGUUUCUGAGCUUGAGAAGCUUCUGGAGGAUUGAAGAGUAUUUGAAGUCUGUGUCAAACAUCCAUAUCAUAAGUGGAAUUUUGGAGAUAUUCAAAGAAUGCUGUCAGAAGGGUAUCUCAGUGGACUUGAGUACUGGAAUGACAUCCACUGGAGUUGUGCCUCUUAUAAUGAGCAGGUGGCUGGGGAAAAGGAAGAGGAGACAAAUUCUGUUGCUACCCUUUCCUAUUCCUCUGUGGAUGAAACACAAGUCAGAAGUCUCUACGUGAGCUGCAAAUCAUCUGGCAAGUUUAUCUCUUCAGUGCAUUCAAGAGAGAGCCAACAUAGCAGAAGUCAGAGAGUCACAGUGCUGCAGACAAACCCCAAUCCUGUGUUUGAAAGCCCAAACUUGGCUGCAGUUGAAAUAUGUAGAGAUGCCAGCAGAGAGACCUACUUGGUUCCAUCUUCUUGCAAAAGUAUUUGCAAGAAUUAUAAUGACUUACAGAUUGCAGGGGGCCAGGUGAUGGCCAUUAAUUCAGUGACAACAGAUUUUCCCUCUGAGAGCAGUUUUGAAUAUGGCCCUUUGCUGAAGUCAUCUGAGAUUCCUUUACCCAUGGAGGAUUCCAUUUCUACUCAGCCCAGUGACUUUCCCCAAAAACCUAUCCAGCGGUACUCAUCCUAUUGGAGAAUAACAAGCAUCAAAGAGAAAAGCAGCUUGCAAAUGCAGAAUCCUAUUUCUAAUGCAGUUCUGAAUGAGUACCUGGAGCAGAAGGUUGUGGAGUUAUAUAAACAGUACAUUAUGGACACCGUGUUUCAUGACAGUUCUCCUACCCAGAUUCUGGCGUCUGAACUCAUCAUGACAAGUGUAGACCAAAUCAGUCUUCAAGUGUCUAGAGAGAAGAAUCUGGAGACCUCAAAAGCCAGAGAUAUAGUCUUUAGCCGCCUAUUGCAAUUGAUGUCAACUGAAAUUACUGAAAUUAGCACUCCUAGUCUCCAUAUUUCUCAGUAUAGCAAUGUAAAUCCAUAGAGAGGAUGCUUCCAUUACUGUCUCGCAUUUACUUAAACAUGAAGCAACACUUUAUCCAUUUAUUCUGAGAAUGUGCAGGAGGGGUUAGUGAAGGGGAAUUAAGGGCUAGAGAAGUAAAGAUCAGCUGGAAGUCAUGUGUGAAUCAUGGAGAAAUCUCAUAAUAUUACACUUGAUGAAGGAAUAUGGUAAGAGGAGCCAUAAGGAAUGAUUUCAAAGAGAGGUGUGUACAGCAAGGAAGCAAAAAUAAAAAUGAUCAAAAAAGAAACGGUUAAUUCAUUUGAAGAAACAUAGGAAUUAAAAAAGAAGACAGUCAAAUGAGAUGAAACAAAAAGGCCAAAAGGUGGCCGGGUGUAGUGGCUCACGCCUGUAAUCCCAGCAUUUCGGAGGCUGAUGUGGGUGGAUUACCUGACGUCAGGAAUUCGAGACCGGCCUGGCCAAUAUGGUGAAACCCCAUCUCUACUAAAAAUACAAAAAAUUAGCUGGACAUGGUGGUGGGUACCUGUAAUCCCAGCUACUAGGGAGGCUGAGGCAGGAGAAUCUCUUGAACCUGAGAGGCAGAGGUUGCAGUGAGCCGAGGUCGCUCCAUUGCACUCCAGCCUGGGCAACAAGAGUGAGACUCCCGUCUCAAAAAAAAAAAAAAA
This is a messenger RNA of Homo sapiens (human), 1792 nucleotides long. RefSeq names its product TLR adaptor interacting with endolysosomal SLC15A4 (gene TASL). The transcript is spliced from 3 exons. Gene Ontology annotation, biological process: regulation of toll-like receptor signaling pathway. The record is from RefSeq and is marked validated. Bases 246 to 1151 code for a protein of 301 amino acids. Gene Ontology annotation, cellular component: endosome membrane; nucleus; lysosomal membrane. Lineage: Eukaryota; Metazoa; Chordata; Mammalia; Primates; Hominidae.